AUGGAAUCGGCAGCAACUAAGAAGCCCUGUAUUAAAUGUACUAAAAGUGGAGGAAUUAUCACAUGUGGUGGUUGUCAACAAUGGUUCUGUAUCAGACAUCUGCUUGACCAUCGAGAAGAACUAUCCGUACAGAUGGAUCAAGUCGGUCAAGAACAUGAUCUUCUGCAACGUGAUCUGAUUUCAGAGGAGAGCAUACAUCCACUUGUAACUCUCAUCAACAAAUGGGAAAUAACUUCAAUCGAAAAUAUCCGAGUCGCUGCACAAGAUGCUCGAAAUGAUUUACAGAAAUACCUUGACCAUACCAAGAUUCAAGUGAAGACAACACUCUUGUCAAUAAAUAACGAAUUACAAGCCAGUCGUGAAUCUGAUGAUUAUACAGAGUUAGAUUUGGCCAGAUGGAUACAACAAUUGGUAGAACUUCGAGAUAUACUCGAGAAACCAUCCACUAUCGAUUUUAUUGAUGAUGAUCGGACGCAGCCUUUGAUUCAUCGAAUUCAAAUGAAACAACGCGAGGCAGCACACACACUAGGUAGAGGAUCGGAAAAAGCUCUCGUUCGAACAAAUGCAAGUAAGUAUCUCACCAUUAACUAG
This is a messenger RNA of Rotaria sp. Silwood2, 591 nucleotides long. Lineage: Eukaryota; Metazoa; Rotifera; Eurotatoria; Philodinida; Philodinidae. The record is from the annotation of a GenBank genome assembly.